AUGUUACAGGAGGAUCAGGAUCAGAUAUACAUUGAUUUAGACGUUGCAGAGGACACAAAUGAAAAAGAAGCUGAACUGAAGCAAUGGUAUUUACAAAAGAAAAUGGAAACGCUUAAAGAGUAUCUGGCAGGACACAAAAAAGUGAUCAAGUUGGUUACACACCUGGUUUUAGCAGGAGGUUUUGUUGCUAUGGUGAUAGCAGCAUGCAUUUUGAACUUCCAUCGAGCAAUCGGGCUGCUGGUCAUCACCUUGGUUACCGUGUUCUUUCUGGCCUGGGAUUGGUUGAUGGAGCGUUAUGGCGACUGGGUAUGGGAAGAACUUUAUCCUAUCAGGGACCUCCUCAACAAAAACGAGAAAUGGAUCAAAUGGAUGAUAUGUGGGUCUUUGGUAGUAGGGGUUGUAUGCUGGCUGGUACUGGACACAGCCAGGCAGGGGACCAGACAGCUGGUGUCCUUUGCUGGUCUGAUUUUUUUCAUCUUCUUAAUGCUGCUCUUCUCCAACAACCCAUUUAAAGUUUGUUGGCGUACUGUGCUAUGAGGCAUUGGACUGCAGUUUGCCUUUGGUCUGCUUAUCCUCAGGACCAGGGUUGGCUUCAUGGCAGUAGAAUGGCUUGGAAAACAAGUAGAGACAUUUCUGUCUUACACGGACGUCAGGUCUCAGUUUGUUUUUGGUGAUAGUUACACAGACCACUUCUUUGCUUUCAAGGUGCUUCCCGACAUGGUUUUUUUCAGCACAGUCAUCUCCAUACUCUAUUGUGUUGGCUUCAUGCCUUGGCUCAUUCUCAAGAUGGGGUACAUAAUGCAGGUUACCAUGGGAACAUCUCCAACAGAAUCGAUGGUGGCUGCAGGAAACAUAUUUGUGGGACAGACAGAGGCUCCUCUCCUAAUUCGUCCUUACAUCAGUCAGCUGACCUGGUCUGAGAUCCAUGCUGUGCAGACAGGAGGCUUUGCCAGCAUCUCCAGUACCAUCCUGAGAGCCUUCAUAUCCUUUGGGGUGAGCGGAGGAGGAAAAGGGGCUAGAGAGGAUCUGAAGCUCUCCAAAGACUGUAAAAACCUGUUGGAAGCAGCAUCCCAAGGAGCGACUGCUGCUGUGUCUCUCGUGGCCAACAUUGCUGUCAAUCUCAUUGCCUUCCUUGCUUUGUUGGCCUUCAUCAACGCUGGCCUCUCCUGGUUGGGAGGGAUGUUUGACUACCCACAGCUCAGCUUCUCGGUCAUUUGCUUUUACCUGUUCAUGCCUUUAUCCUUCCUGAUGGGUGUGGCAUGGGAAGACAGCUUUAUUGUUGCUGAGUUAAUUGGCUUGAAGACAUUUUUCAAUGAAUUUGUGGCCUAUCAGAAGUUGUCAGAGUUCAUCAAGAAGCGGAAGGCAGGGGGUCCAGAAUAUGUGGACACUGUGAAGCAGUACAUUUCAAUCUUGAUGGCUGCCUCCAGCGUCAGCUCCGAUUCCCGUAGUAGCCUUUCUCUGACCUUUUUGUCCUCCACGCCAAAAACGAUCUGGUCUCUGAUUAUGGAGUCUCUCAGCGUCGCGAAGUUGCGUGACUGCGCUUUCAGCCGCAAGCCCCAGUACCGCUACCUUCCUAGCAUCCGGCUUCGUCUCCAGUCCCAUGGCCGCGACGUACAGGUUGAACUGCUGUUUGAAGGUGUGCUGUACAUCCCAGAUCUUCAGUGCCAGAAUUUCCUCAACACAUUUUUCAACAAUACUAUAGCCAAUGGCACAGAACUUGUAACCUGCUGCACACAACUAUAUAAUAGUGUGGCCCAUGAUUCAUGGGGCGUGACAGUUGAGGGAGGAUUCAGUCAGAGCAGUCUGCAGGGAUGCUGCAUGGUUGUACCCACCAUAUACUUCAACUGUAGCCUGUUGCUUUAA
Molecule: messenger RNA, 1863 nt
Organism: Lampris incognitus (smalleye Pacific opah)
Lineage: Eukaryota; Metazoa; Chordata; Actinopteri; Lampriformes; Lampridae
Product: solute carrier family 28 member 3-like
Exons: 15
Biological process (GO): purine nucleoside transmembrane transport; pyrimidine nucleoside transport
Cellular component (GO): membrane
Molecular function (GO): pyrimidine- and adenosine-specific:sodium symporter activity
Source: RefSeq, a predicted model, not a curated record